Vitrella brassicaformis is the source of this 1279-nucleotide messenger RNA. NCBI's taxonomy places the organism in Eukaryota, Vitrellaceae. The record is from the annotation of a GenBank genome assembly.
GUCUUCAGAGGUCACCCUCGGUGCAUUCGGGGAGAAAAAGAAAUGCCUUUGAUCAGCCCUUGAUUGGCAGGAAGGUCCAUGCAUCCAUCCAUCCAUCCGUCCAUCUCGCUUGGCAUCCAGGCAGCCACCAAAAAGCAAAAGACAGCCAUUCAUGCACCACACUCUCUCCCUCCCUCCCUCCCUCCCUCCCCCCCCUGUACAAUCACAACUGCACACAGGCAGGCAGGCAGGAAAGAGGCAUGCCAGGCGGAAAUGAUAGUCACAAACGUGGCCAACCAGUAGAUGCAGCCAGCCAGCCACACAUCAGGCCGGCAGGCGGGUCGACGUCACGCCCAUUAUGCAGUGUAAUCGGGUGAGUGUGUGAGCGUGUGAAGGGUUCUGUCUGAUUCUUAGCAGCAGUAGCAGUGGCUGAAGAGCAGCUCCAUCACUGCGCGCUCCAUCUGGGGGUACGAUUUGGGCUUGCCCUUGUUGUAGCUGUCGUACCUGAUCUGGUCGAUGAUGUCAUUCCUCCCCUCUUUGGAGCAGCUGUAGUACUUAUGGUGCGGUCUAAGCUGAAGGCCGGUCUUUCCCUGGAACUUGUCCGCUUGACGAGAUAUCGUGUUCGGAUCAAGCAUGCAAUUUGUGCCGUACAGGGCCCGGGCGGGGCUCGUUGAUCGGCAGUAUUCUUGGCCUGCAGACCAGGUCGGGUGGUCCCCAAACGCACACCCUGCACCAUUCAAAACAGCCCUUGUUCAUAGCAUGGUCAGUGUGCAUGGAUGCGGCUCACGUCGGUUCUUGUCGCACAAGGGUUGGUAGGUAUCUAGACCUGAGCGGGGCGGCAUCUCAGCAAAUGAUCCUGCACACACGAUGUCAUGUCACACACCUCCAUAACAAAAACUCUCACGCUGUUUAAUUGUCUCCUCAAACAAUGCAGACUUACCAGGUGUUCCCGUCAUGAUGCCCUUGAGCUGCUGCCGUGCCUGUUCGAGAUGGUCAAGGGCCCCACUGAGCAAUACACCGUUCCGACCAAUGGCGGCCAGGGAGGCGUUGAUGCCGGCCUUUGCAGCCGUGAAUGAGUGCUGCAGGAGCGAAAGGUCAUCACUGCUGUCUGCACCACACAGAACGAACAAAGAAUAAGUGCAUCAGAAGGCCAGCGUGGGUGCAUGGAUCAGGUCGGCGACUCACCCUGUGAGGCGCGGCUGCCGUCGAGGCAUUCGGCAGCACUGCUGGUGCACACCAGCACGCAAAACGCGACCAGUGCACUCAUGUGGGCCGGCAACACCCUCUCUUAUCGCGUUUC